GAUGACCAGAUCCUUAAAAGGGUGUAGAAGUCACCACAAAAAAUAUUAGAUAGAUUUUGUGUCAAGGUCCUGUUCAGCCAAUGCCUCAUAUUCCUUUUACUACUACCACAUCAUGGUGGAAUCCUCAGGGACAGCAGUUCUUUCAGCCAUUAUCCAAAAGUUUAAGCUUAAAAGUAGGAUCUCCUCGUGAAGCAAGUGAAGAGGGCAAUAAUGGAAGUGAAACCGGUCAUCAUCCUCAAGACCUGGACUCAUCCUCAACCCAGUCACACUCCACUACUGAUCAAUCUCACCAAGAAGUGUCUGCUAUUGAUUACAACGGUCCACAUGAUCAAUACUUUUCAUCUGAUUCAGCGGCUCAAGGCAGAAGCUACAGCAAGCAUGUAGAAGGUCAAGUGAAGCCGGUAAUGGUUUUUUCAAAUCCAUGUUUUGGCAUUGACCGAUCUCAAGCUGAAUUAAAUCCGUCAAUGGUUCAUAUUCCAUAUGCCUAUGGUGAUCCCUAUGUUAAUGGACUAUAUACUGCUUAUGGACCACAAGUAACUCCUCAGGUUGUGGGCGUACCACCUGUACGAGUCCCACUGCCUAUUGAACUUGCAGAUGAUGGUCCGAUAUAUGUCAAUGCAAAACAAUACAAUGGGAUUAUGAGGAGGCGACAAGUGCGUGCCAAGCUGGAGGCUCAGAACAAACUCCUCAAAAGUAGGAAGCCUUAUCUUCAUGAGUCUCGGCAUCGCCAUGCAGUGAACAGGGUUAGGGGAACUGGGGGCCGCUUCCUAAGCAAGUCCGAACAGUCAAACCCUGCUCACCCCUUCAACCACAAUCUUGGUUCCCGCCCUGUCAAUCAAGCAGAAACAGGCAAAGGCGAAACCUCAAAGGAUUCUUCCUCAAGCAUCAUGUGUGUUGACAACAACAAUGAAUCCUCUUUCCAGCAUCCAAACCUGAUGUACAUGUCUUCCAACACGGGCAGAGGAUUUAUGUACGAGGGGACUCCACAACGAUCAUCUCCAGUAGUUCGGUGAGAAAUGGAAAAAGCAAAUGACCAUGUCACCGGCUGGGCAACUCAUCCUUGGCUUUGUAACCUUUCAACUUAAAAACGUUCCUUUAUGAAGCAUAUAUACCACUUCUAGCAUGUAGUAAAGAAGUCUGAUGCUUCGUAUUUCUAUCCUUGAUAUACUGAGGGAUCUGGACCGCACAGGAGGAUUUGCUAGUUCAUGCACUUUAGCUGUUUAAUUGUGAUCCUAUUUGUUGCUUAUAUAACUUGACUCUUUUGGUUUCUGUUGCAA
Messenger RNA from Daucus carota subsp. sativus, 1277 nucleotides. Its product is annotated as nuclear transcription factor Y subunit A-7. Gene Ontology annotation, biological process: regulation of transcription by RNA polymerase II. The record is from RefSeq and is a predicted model, not a curated record. Gene Ontology annotation, cellular component: CCAAT-binding factor complex. NCBI's taxonomy places the organism in Eukaryota, Viridiplantae, Streptophyta, Magnoliopsida, Apiales, Apiaceae. Gene Ontology annotation, molecular function: DNA-binding transcription factor activity, RNA polymerase II-specific; DNA binding. Bases 81 to 1013 code for a protein of 310 amino acids. The transcript is spliced from 6 exons.